Molecule: messenger RNA, 3727 nt
Organism: Dromiciops gliroides (monito del monte)
Lineage: Eukaryota; Metazoa; Chordata; Mammalia; Microbiotheria; Microbiotheriidae
Product: serine/arginine-rich splicing factor 7-like
Exons: 4
Coding region: 1190-1897 (235 amino acids)
Biological process (GO): mRNA splicing, via spliceosome
Cellular component (GO): nuclear speck
Molecular function (GO): RNA binding; zinc ion binding
Source: RefSeq, a predicted model, not a curated record
GGGGAAUAGAAAAUGGGGGCGGAGAAGUUGGCGGGAGGCUGCGAGAAAGCAAAGGGCCGGGAGGGUAAGCAACUGCGCAAGUCUGGCCGUGUUUGAAAAGGAACGCAUGCGCGCUCCCCUACCCCGAAAAAAACGGAGGGAGGUAGGGGUGACUAAUAGGACUGUUAGGACAUAUGAGGCGUGUGUGGAGGAACGCAUGCGCUGGUCUGCAAAAGUGUUGUGAACGGGGUCUUGUGUCUCUGUAGCAUUCGGCGAGAUUUUUCUUUUUAUUGUGAACUCAAUUAGCGGCCCACAUAUUUCCCAAGCGACCUUUCAGACUUCAUUUCGCUUCCCUCCCCUGGGUUGCUCAAAAGGCGUCUUUUUUUUUUUAAAGGGAAAUCUGAGUGAUUCUUUUUUUCUUUUUUGUGGAGGGAAGAUCUUAAAUGAAUGGAUCAAACUUUUUAUUGUUGUUUUUUGUUUUUGUUCCUAAGGGUGACCUAAAAGGAAAAAUAAAGUACCUGCUAAGGUACUUGUGGUUCUUAAUCCUUUGCAUAGCUACCUGCCUUCCCUGAGUAUAGAUGAGCGUAGGAAUCUGAUAAAACAACGCCUUCCUCCUACCCCAGAAAGGCCCUAGAGAGGCGCAUAAUUUUAUGCCGGACAAGUGCUGAAAGUCAGUUCCACGAGCCUAGGACAGCGUUUUUCCUAAACUCAGCCAGGUAAGAAACCAUUGCUCCUCCCUCAGCUAUAUCCACAUUGGCCUGGCUCCUGACAGAAGGCUUUUCCAUCCAACAUUCUCAUCAGCAGAAGGCCUCAGAAUCCCCUCAGCACCAUUUGUACAGACCAAGGACCAAAGACUUCUCUUCCACAGUAUUUUUAGUCCCCAGCCAGGAGGAUAUUCCAACAUCAGGAGUGCAACACACUUGAGUCCUGACCAACAUAUACCUGGAAGAAUAAGUCAGAGACUGGGAUUCCCCAGAAUGGAAUUUCUUAGCCUUAGAAAUUAUCUCCUUGGAUAAUCCUAAAUUCAAAAUUUCUCAAGUUUAAGAGUUCUUCAGGCACCAGUCUUAUAGAAAGAAUAUUUCCUCUGCAUUUCGCCCCCUGAAGAAGGAAGAGGACUCCCAGUAGUUGCUGGAACCACCCAGUAGAGGCAAGCAGCACCUCAACCAGAUUAGGUUAUUAGAAAGUGUAGGGAGCACGAAAAGCAGACACCAUGUCAUGCUAUGGGAGAUAUGGAGGAGAGACCAAAGUAUAUGUUGGCAACCUGGAAACUGGUGCUGGCAAAGGAGAAUUAGAAAGAGCUUUUAGUUAUUAUGGUCCCUUAAGAACUGUAUGGAUUGCCAGAAAUCCUCCAGGAUUUGCCUUUGUGGAGUUUGAAGACCCAAGAGAUGCAGAAGAUGCAGUCCAAGGACUAGAUGGAAAGGUGAUUUGUGGUUCCCGUGUAAGAGUUGAAUUGUCAACAGGCCUGCCACGAAGAUCUCGGUAUGAUAGACCACCUGCACGCUGUCCAUUUGAUCCUAAUGACAGAUGUUAUGAGUGUGGCGAGAAAGGUCAUUAUGCUUAUGAUUGUCACCGCUACAGCCGGCGAAGGAGAAGCAGGUCACGAUCUAGAUCUCAUUCAAGAUCCCGAGGAAGGAGAUACUCUCGCUCACGAAGCAGGAGCCGGGGAAGGAGGUCAAGAUCUGCAUCUCCUCGGAGACCAAGAUCCACAUCUCUACGUAGAUCUAGAUCUCCUUCAAUCCAGUCUCGAUCAGGUUCUUUAAAAAGGUCAAGAUCAUCCCAUUCAAGAUCUCGAUCCAGAUCCAGGUCUCUUUCAAGACCUAGAAGCAGCCAAUCAAAGUCUAAAUCACCAUCUCCAAAGAGAAGCCACUCACCUUCUGGAAGUCCUCACAGGAGUGCAAGUCCUGAAAGAAUGGACUAAAAUGAAAAAAAAAAUCGUCUUAGAAAAAAAGUUAUUUUGUUUCAUCAUAAGAGAUUUUCUGAUGUCUGUUCAUUGUAAAUGAAACCUAAAAGGGUAUUUGAAUCAUCUAAUAAGAAUGGAUCUGGAUAUUUUAAGAGCUUUGUAAACCCACAUCAACAAAGUAGUAUUAAUCGUACACACACAUAUACAUACACACAUCCUUUGAUCUGAAGAUGUAGGGAUUUUCCUUUUGGCACAUUAAGAAUAAAAAUGUGUAUUUCUAUCUAGAGUUCUGAUUUGUGAUCACUAUUGUUAACAUGUAGCUUGGGCAAAUCUCAAACCUAUAGAACUUUUUAGGCCUCCUGGGUGAUAAAAAUGGUCACAUUUAGUGCAUUAAUGAAAUCUUUCGUACAUUGAAAAAAUGUCUUUUCCUACUCUAUAAAUUUGGAAGUAGUUGUUUUAGAGAGUUAAAAGAACCUUAAUUUUUUAUAAUUGUCUGUCAUAAUCUAUAUCAGAAUCUUAAAUUCUGCUCCUUGAAAUUAUCACCUAGGGACUAUGAUUUGUUAGACUAAAUUGGCAUGACAAUUAGAGAGCAUAAAGUAAAUUUAGGGUAAUGCUGAAGAGUCCAUGAAACGUAAUAACAGCAUAAAUCUGAAUUCUGGACAAUUGUAUAGCAGUAAACGUUUAUGCAAGCAGAACAUUAUUAGACAAGUAUUCAUCAGGUGAAGUGGUACUAAAGAGUGUUGAAAAAGUCAUCAAUUGGGGACCAUUUGCCCAGGACUGCAAUUGUUUUUAGUAAUAUGUUCAUUUUAGUAUUAAUAUAAAUGUUUUUGAAGUUGGCCAAGACUUGAUUGGAUUGAGGACUAAGAUAAAUGUAAACCAUCUUUGCAAAAUUAUUCCUUUUCCAGGUUAGGUGCUGUUUUCAUCUCCCAAAUCUAUUCUUACACUAACUUUGUUUCACCACCACCAUCAAAAAAAGGGAGAUUUUGGACAGCCAGUGCAAAGUAUUUAAAUAUAUUAUUAAUUAUCAAACAAACUAAAACAUGGUUCAUACACUAGCAGGUACAUUUACGUUGUUAGCAUUUGAUCUGUAUUUGAAAAUAAUUGUUUGCUAGUUCUAGUUUCGGUUUAAAAAAAAUGCUUAACUUUCGAGUGCCAUGAUUUUCCAGUUCACCUGAUAUUGACAUCUGUCAUUAGUUUAAAAUAUAUAAGGUAGCAAGUCCAUAAUUUAAGCUUAUUAGUUCAUUUUUUUAAUGCUUUGACAUACCCAAGAAUUUUUUAAUAUGCUAAAAUUAAAGAAACAUUUUUGUUUGAGCGUUUGAAUAUUGAAUGAGCCAAAUAUGAUUUGGUAUAGAAGCCACUUGCAAUGUACUGGUUUAUUUGUUGCAUUUUAUCAGUUUAAUCGUUCUGUAUUAUAUUAAAGCAAAUUCUCUCUAAAAAUAAAAAAAAGGAAGAGGAAUACCAAAGUGAUCCCUAUGGCUGGAGGAUUGGAACCAUGUCAUAGGUGGGUACACAAGAAAUUGCCAACUCUGCAUCCCAGUCCUAUGAGUUACUCAGUGUAGGUCCAAGGUGCAUGUAGCAUACUUGUUAAGUAGUUCCCAAAGUGUAUAUAUUUUCAAGAGUAUUAAUGGGCUAUUUGAAUACUUUUUGUUUCUUUAAUUGUGGGCUCCUGUGAGUUAUUUGCAUCUUACACAUUUUCUAUGGUCAGUGAAAUAAAGACUUCUUUAUACCCAGUAGCAAUAUUGUACGUUGAAUGCCUAUGUGAGAUUGGGCAACCCAAUUUCCCAUCUUUUAGUGAUCUUAUCUCAAGCUAUAGAUUUUCCUGGAUAACUGCAGCUGGAGGGUUGGGGA